Dichomitus squalens LYAD-421 SS1 is the source of this 5438-nucleotide messenger RNA. RefSeq lists its product as uncharacterized. The record is from RefSeq and is a predicted model, not a curated record. NCBI's taxonomy places the organism in Eukaryota, Fungi, Basidiomycota, Agaricomycetes, Polyporales, Polyporaceae. Gene Ontology annotation, molecular function: protein binding. The transcript is spliced from 2 exons. Bases 78 to 1988 code for a protein of 636 amino acids.
UUCCCUCCUUCCUCUUGAAGUCCCCCUCGUCUGCUGCCUGCCUCCGCCCCGCCUCCGAGACCUGACCGCUGACCGCCAUGCCCUUCCUCUCGCGCCGCAAGACGAACGGCGCCGCACACAGCACCCAGCCCAGUGCGCCCCUCCAAGACUCGGCCAACGUCCCCCGCACGAGCAAGAGCACGAGCAAGAGCGGCACGGGCACCCCCGCCCCCGCGUCGAUCUAUUCGGUCGAGAAGCCGCCCUCGCUCCGCAGGCGACACAUCCACUUUCCCAGCUCGUUCAACAAGCUCGCCGCGAAGCUCACCUCCGCCAGACCGCCCUCGGCCGGCAUCACGAACGUGCCCGUGCGGAACGGCGGCGGUGGGGGGGGCCCCCUCGCGUACUGGCGCAGCCGCUCGCCGUCCCCCGCGCCCUCGCUGGACAUCCGGAUGCCCGCCGGGCUGGGGCGAAGGGCGAGCGAGCUGGGCGAGCGGGAGGAGUUCUUCGAGCAGUACGUCGACCAGCAGCAGCAGCAGCAGCAGCAGCAGCAGUGGGAGCGGGAGCAGCAGCCGCGCCCGGAACGCAAGCGCAGCAUCUCGCUGCCCGCGGCGGCCCAGGCGGCGCGAUGGCGCGCUGCGAACUCGAGCUCGAACUCGGCGGCGCCGUCCCCGGUCGAGCCCCAGCCCCCACAACCCACGCCCAAGCAGCCGCCGCUCGCACGCAUCUCCACGGAGCUCCUCGCGUCCGUGUUCGCGUACGCACCCCGCUCAGACGUCCUCGCUCUCGCGCAGGUGUCCACCCGGUGGUCGCAGGCGGCGCUGCGCGCGCUCUACGACGACCUCGACCUGCGCGACAUCGACGACGCGCGCGUGGAGCAAUGCAUCGCGUCGCUCGCCUCGCGCCGGCCGCUCGCGUCGCUCGUGCGCCGGUUCGCAUGCAGAGACUUGCCCCCGCCCGACGCCGGCUCGUCACUCAGCGUCGUGGCGCUCGCGAUCGCGCUCACGAACAUGGACCAGCUGCGCGCGCUCGCGCUCCCCCGCUUCGACCUCCGGCUCCUCCGCCACACCACGUUCUCGCUGCACGCCCUCACGCUGCACUGCACAAGCCUCGCGGCGGACGACUUCCACGCGCUCGUCGCGUGGCUCGGCGGCCACCCCGCGCUGCGCACGCUCGCGCUCCCGCAGCUCGUGAUGCCCGUGCUGCCCCCCGCGCCGCUCCGGCCUGUAGAUGGCAGCAAGGCGCCCUCGCGCCCGCAUACCCCGCACACGCCCGAUACCCCGACCCACGACCCCAGCCCUAGUUCCGGUUCCGGUUCCGACACGCCCGCGCCCGCGCUCUUCCCCCUGGGGCUCCUCCCGCAACUACGAGAGUACGACGGCCCGGUGGCGAUCGCGGCGGCGCUGGUGCCCGGGCGGCCGCUGGAGCGCGUGCGGAUCCCGAUACAGAGCACGCUGUACGACGGGCUGCGGCCGUCGGCGCUGAUGUCUGCGCUGGCGUGCGCGCGCGAGACGCUCCGGACGGUGACGAUCCAGCCGGCGAGCGCGAAGAUCGACCAGCGGACGAUCGAGCGCGUGGUGAUGUCCGCGGGGGCGGAGCUGGGGGACUUUGUGGAGACGCUCGAGGUGCAUUGGGUGCUCGACGACGAGGUGAGUGGUCCGUGCUCUGUUCGACGUGCCGCGUGUUCGUCGCUGUUUCCAGGCGCGUGUCGCCCUCGUUGCUGCUGCUCGCUGUCGACAUCUAUCGGUCGCGGGUUCUGCAUCUUCGCGCGGCCGUGUAUGCGCCCCUUCCUCGCGCGUUCUAUCUUCUCCCGUGCGAGAUGCGGUGCCUGGCACGCCGCUUCUCCGCCCGUUCCCCAUCCGCCAUCUGCCCAUCCCUGCGUCGCGAACCCCAUCCCCGCAUCGCGAACCCCAUCCCCGCGUCGCGAACCCCACCGCCGCGCCUCGCCGCCUCCCCCUCCGCCCCAUCCCCGCUUCCCCCCUCCGUUCUCUCCUUCGCGAACCGUCCGCUGAAUCUCCCCAUCUGCCAGGUCCUCUACAAGCUCGUCGCGUCCUUCCUCGCCCGCUUCCGCGCCCUCCGCACCCUCGCCCUCCUCCGCGACUCCCCGCCCCCGCACCCGCCCUCGCCCCUCCUCGAGUUCCCCCUGCCCCCCGCCUCCCCGCCCAUCUCCCCCAACCCCGCCGCGGCCGCCUCGACCAAGGCCGCGCGCAGGGCGUCCACCGCGUCCUACUCGUCCGCGUACCUCUCCCCCCGCGCCAGCGCGGGCGUCGGGGCAGGGGCGGGUGCAAGCGUGGGCGGGGGCGGAGGCGGCGGCCCCCCGUUGAGCGCGCGGUCGACGGGGGCGGGGGCGGACACCCCGUUCCCGCGCGUGCACGAGCGCGCGCACCUCGCGCUGUGGCACAAGACGUGCCCCGGCCUGCGGCGCGUCCUCUUCCUCAGCGGGGCGGAGUGGGCGGUGUGGCCGGACCCGGCGCCGCAGGAGGCCGGCCGCGAGGGCGAGGGCGAGGGCGAGGGCGGGCCAGAGUUCGAGUUCGUGGGGUACGCGCCGCAAUAGCGAUAGUGUUUGGCCCCGCGGGCAGCGGGCCUCUUGCUGACGGAUGGACGCGGGGGCGCGUUUCGUGGGCGGGGCUGCGCCGCCGCGGGUGUCUCUGUGUCCGGCCCGUCUUCUCUCUGACGUUCUUUGAAGCUUGCUGACGAUACGCAUGCGCCGCUCGUUUAGAAUGUCCUCUCGUCGACGCUCUUUGCUCUCGCACUGCUCUAGUUACUCUAAGCACCGUCGCUCACUCAUCGCAUCGGAUCCCGUCUGCCGCCGCCGAUGUACUCGACGUAGUCUACAGACGUCUCACAGAUGUCGUCCACAUAUACAAAACUUCCAGACGUCAGAGCUCCCUUGCGCGUCCUGAACACACCUCCUGAGCACACGAGGUCGACCACGUAUUCUAGCAUUCGCUUAUCUGGGGGUGCGCUUCGCGCCGCCCUCGUCCUGCUCCUGCCGGAACGUCGACGAGACUUUCCGGUCCGGAGGGUCUGCCGGGGUCGUGUGCUGACCCCCCGGACAUGAUGCACGUCUACAUGCACAUGACCAGGCCCACGGCUCCAGGUAUUCGCGACUGCUUCACUGAAAGCACUUGGCGAACCGCAGCCCAGCAUGCCCCCCUAACGUGAGCGGACGGCCCGUCCGCAUGAGAAUAACGGCGAGCCCAUGUCUCAACGGUGGCUCUCGCGCGAGCGGCGGCUUGGCCUCGGGCCCCCGUGUAUGGGCGGUCACAGACCCCCCGAGCUCGUUUCCCCUGGUUUCUGGGAGUGCACGUUUGAGAACGAGGACGGGCCCGGGGAACCGGGAACGCCGUCAUCUUGCACGCCGACAUGGCGGCGACGGCAGCACCCCGCGGAUCCUGUCGUCCCUGUAAGCGUACCAACUGCACACCCACCGAUAUCAGACUUGCGCACAGUGCACACGGCCGGACCGCGCAUCGAGGGCGCGCAGGUCGCACGCUGCGAAGGUAGACGUCUCGCAUAGGAGUACACGAUCUGAUGGACGGCCGCUGCCGCUCCUCUCCGGCCCUGGGCCCCCUUUCCACAUUCCACAAUCGAGGCUGCUUUGCUUUGCUUCGCGCCGCGCGCCCUCCUGCUCCUGUUCGUUCCGCCGACGAGAAGCGUCGGCAGACUAGGCCGAAAGCGACGGCAGGACGCCGCCCCAGACCUGGACCGGCCUCUUCGCCCUGCCGAGGGGUUUUUGGCCUCCACCCCCCGCGCAGACUCGUCCGCAGGGGCACGGCUCGACCGCUCCUCCGCGGCGGCGAGUCGUGGCGACGGGACGUCGAACGCGCGCCGGUUUCGUUCGCACACCUCGGUCCUCCCUUAUCCGAAGCGAAAGCGGUCGUCCCGCCGUCGCUGCGCGUCCGGCUUAGACGUGUCUGAUGCCCCCGCAAGAACGCCGUCGACACCCGUCAGACCCGGACGAAGCCCAGGAGAGAGAGAGAGAGGGAUGCGCUAUGGGCGCGCGCUGGCGAGGCGAGCGAGCAGCUGUUGCGACGAAGGCGGGGACGUCUUCGACUCGCUGCCACGGGAAGAGGGCGAGAAGCCCGCGGGCACGACGGGGGGUGGGUGCUGGAGGAGAUUGCACGCGCGUCGCUCGGAGAUCCGUCCGGUAGGUGAUCUCUGUGCGAGCUAGGCAUGUGGAAGAACUACAGACCCUUGCCGAUUGUCGUUCUGCUGGCGUUGGUCGUAGAAGAUGUCGGUAAGGUAGGGGGGUAGGAAUGGUGUAUACAGCCCAGGCCAUCGAGGAACUCAGCAUCAAGGAGGUACGCAGGCGCCGAGGACGAUGCGGGCGAAUGAACACGAUACUGGGAACUGUGUUGAGGGCGCCCCGAGGGUCGUUGAUAUAACAGAACGCGGCGAGGUUCUCGCAGACGGCGGCCGCAGCCUUCCAGGCCUCUCUGCGCAGGUCUCUCUCAGCGCUGUCGCGAAACUCAGGGUGUUUGCGCAUGAGACGGAGGAUCGAUCGAGUACACGGCCCCCACUUGCUGAUGAAGUGGUACGCCUGGGAGUAGUCCAGCCCGGCCUCUUUCGAGAUAGCCCCUAUCUCGAGUGGGGUCGGCAAGUCUGAGACUACGACCUCGCCAUCGCGCUGCUUUAUUCACUCCUCCCAUCUGUCGGGCCUCGGCGGAGAAGCCUGGAUAAGGCGUGCGCGGGAAUACUGGAAGGCUUCGCAUGGACUGAUGACCGUAGCGUUGGAAUCCGCUAGAGCCCAGUACUGGCGGUCGAAGCGUAUCCUUGCACGGUCAUCGUACACGGCCGCACCAUCAGCGUUGAAGACGACGAUACUGUCCUUGUUCAGUUGAAUCGCCGUAGGCAAUUUGCGCUCCAGACGGUAGAGGAGCAGGUAUAGGAGGAAGACGGUCUUGCCGGAGCACAUACAGAUUAGCACGAACAAAGGCACAUGAAGCGAUUGCACGAACCGAUGCACGGCUGGCCCGUGACGACCAUUGCGUCUGUGUUCUGCAAGUACCCGGUUACAAUAGCCUCCCUGAGCCAGAGGUAUUCGGGACGGACAACGAGGAAGUCCUGGAUUGCGGGGUUUCCACCACAUUCCUCUACGAUCGAGCGGAUGUUGUGUAGACAAUUGUAUUCCCACUCGAGUUGGGGACUGUCGACAUCGCGGUUGGCAGCAGGACCGACGCUCUCGUCGGCAUCAGUACGUCCUUACUAGGAGAGAUAUCGGCCAAAGAGAUCUUCCCUGAGGAGCGGUGGGGCCAGAGGUGUCCUCAUGCUUUCUGCCACAGUUCUGUAGCAGAUUGGACAUCGGGGGAGGGAGGAUUAUUAGCCAUAAUCAGCGGCACUGAGCCCGGGAGGCGUGGCGGUGUUUGACCAGGCCGCUCGGCGUCUGCUCUCCUUGACUCACGCUUACGUAAGUAGUACUCAUGGAUGCACUUACUUAGGUGCGUUAACUUGGAUGGUGU